AUGGCUAAUCUCACCAUGAGUGGCUUUUUUCUCAUGGGGUUUUCCACCAAGCCUGAACUAGAAAUCUUAUUUGCUUCUCUGUUCCUCGUCUUCUACCUGUUGGCUUUAAUGGGUAAUAUCCUCAUUAUCAUCGCAACUUUCAUGGACGAAAGUCUCAACUCUCCCAUGUAUUUUUUCCUGAAACAUCUCUCCUUUUUGGAUUUAUGUUACAUAUCUGUGACUGUCCCAAGAUUCAUCAUCAACUCUUUCAUGCAUAACGGAACUAUUUCCUUCUUGGAAUGCAUAUUGCAGUGCUUUGCAUUCACUCUCUGUUGCUCUGCUGAGGUGUUUAUGCUCACCGUGAUGUCCUAUGACCGCUACGUGGCCAUCUGCUUUCCAUUGCGCUAUGACAUCAUCAUGGACCUCAGAACCUGUGUCCACGGGAUCAUAGGAGUCUGGGUCAGUGGGGCCAUCUCUGGAGUCAUGCACACAGCAGCGACUUUCUCCAUCCAUUUCUGUGCCCCCCAUAUCAUCCACCAGUUCUUCUGUGACAUCCCCCAGAUUAUGAAACUCUCCUGUUCCAAUGAAUAUAUGAGAGAGGUAAAUGUCACUAUCUUCUUGGCUUCAGUGGCAUUUCUUUGUGUCAUUUUUAUUGGAUUCUCCUACGUGAAUAUAUUUUCUUCUGUGCUGAGGAUGCCAUCUGCAGAGGGCAGAGCUAAAGCCUUUUCCACUUGUCUCCCCCACCUUGUUGUUGUCGUACUAUUUAUGUGUACUAGUGUCUUUGAGUUUUUAAAACCUCAGUCAGAUAUUCCGACUGCUUCGGAUAUUUUGCUCACUAUUCUUUACACAGUCAUUCCCCCAACAUUUAAUCCAAUGAUUUAUAGUCUGAGAAAUAAAGCAAUAAAAUUAGCUGUAAGAAAGGUUUUUAAAACAAGUAAAACACUCCUUUCUUGA
Molecule: messenger RNA, 933 nt
Organism: Suncus etruscus (white-toothed pygmy shrew)
Lineage: Eukaryota; Metazoa; Chordata; Mammalia; Eulipotyphla; Soricidae
Product: olfactory receptor 14J1-like
Exons: 1
Coding region: 1-933 (310 amino acids)
Biological process (GO): G protein-coupled receptor signaling pathway
Cellular component (GO): membrane
Molecular function (GO): G protein-coupled receptor activity; olfactory receptor activity
Source: RefSeq, a predicted model, not a curated record